Molecule: messenger RNA, 1347 nt
Organism: Ramularia collo-cygni
Lineage: Eukaryota; Fungi; Ascomycota; Dothideomycetes; Mycosphaerellales; Mycosphaerellaceae
Product: related to mitochondrial large ribosomal subunit YmL35
Exons: 1
Coding region: 1-1347 (448 amino acids)
Source: RefSeq, a predicted model, not a curated record
AUGAUGGCGCUGGAACGCGGCGCCCGGCCGCUGGCACAAGGCCUGAGAUGUAAGCGACAUGAGCGGAUAAUCCUCCCCUUCCGCUCCUUCUCCGCCACCGCCACUACCCGCGCCGAAGUCGAGCAGACGGAAAGCACGACCAAUGCCACUGCACCUCCUCCCAAAGCAAAGAGAACGCUGGAUCCCCUCAAGGUCUCCACCCCGCGCACCGAACGCCGUCUCCUCCGUCAGCAGAAGCAACUCCCCAUUGGAUCCCGUCGACGCCGCGCCGCCCUGUCCAGCACCUCCUCCAUCCCCUUCACCCAACUCCCCUACCAAUGUUUCCAAGAAGCUCGUCAAUUUCUCGCCGCCGACCGCGAAGUCAAACUGGCCGAGAUCCGCACUCAACAGCAACGGAUGGAAGUUCUCAGAAAUAAAGUCAUUGUCGAUGAAGUCCAGGCCGCGAAGCGGGACAAGACACUACGGGAUAUGCGACAGCGAUUGGAAAGAGUAAAGAUUGCGGCCGACAUCAAUGAUCCGCUCGUGAAGAAGAGAUUUGAAGACGGACUGGGCGAUAUGAACAAGCCGAUUUAUCGUCAUCUGGCGGAUAAGAAGUGGAGGAGCUAUGCGAGGGAGAUUUUGCUGCAGAGAAUCCAUCAGAUGAAUGUCGUUCCAGACCUCCUCCCCGCCAUCGACCCGGUGGUAUCCACGGCAUUGUCCUUCCCGAUCAAGGCAACGCCCCACAAGCGGAGGAACAUCCCUCACGGCGAGAUUGUCGAGUCCAAAAUUUCGGAAAUGCCGCCGGUUUUGAAGAUCCAGCCGUACCAAAAGGGAGAGAAACUGGUCACCAUUGCGGUCAUGAACCCCGAUGUUCCAGACGUGCAGAAUGAUGACUUCUCCUACAGAUGUCAUUUCUUGGCUGUCAAUAUCCCAAUCUCUCCCGAUGGAGCGCUUGUCAAAUUUGACAAGUUGAGCACGGAAAGCCAGGUCAUUCAUCCUUGGCUCCCAGCGUUCUCUCAAAAGGGUGCACCAUAUCAGAGAAUGAGCAUCUUUGUCUUGGAGCAGCCCGCUGCUGAGGAGGUUGCUGUGGGGAGUGGAGAUGUCGCACCGAGCGUGGAAUUGAAGGUGCAAGAUGUCAAGGAAGCGAGAGGUGGAAAGUAUGCUCAGAGAGAAGGAUUUACUCUGAGAAGUCUUGUGCUGGCCCUGAGAUUGAAGCCUGUGGGUGUAGACCUGUUCAGGACGGAGUGGGAUGAGGGUACGAGGGGUGUGAUGAAGAGAGCAGGAGUCCCUGGAUGGGAUGUCGAGUUCAAGAGGAAGAGAAUCGAGCCGCUACCUUAUCAAAGACUGAAAGAGGAGAGGUUCAGAUAG